CGCCAUCUCUGAUCCUGCAGCUCAACCAGACCUCUGAAGAACUCUCAGAGCCUGAUUGCCAAGAGGAGGAGCAAGCUGCAGAAUCCGACCAUGUUGAGUCUAUCCCUGCUGGUUAUGUUGGUGGUGAUGAUGACCAUAGACCCUUCAUCUGCUGACACCUUAACCGUAUCUGUAAUCAGUGGUCAAAGUGCUGUGCUGCCAUCCGGCCUCAAGAGCCAGAGGAUGGCUAAAACAAGGGAUGUCAGGUGGACACACGCCAACCUGCUGCUCAACAACAGGACCACCAAGUGUCACCAUGGCCGCUGCCAACUCCUUCAGGACGGAUCACUGAGCUUUAGCAAAGUGCAGGAGGAAGACUCAGGAAUUUACAUGCUGGAGAUCUAUGAUCAACAAGGAACAAUGAAGGAGAGGAAGGUGUUCCAUCUGCAAGUACAAGUUACCAGCCAGUCACCAAGCAGUCAGCAACCAGUCACCAAGCAGGUCCCACCCAGUUACCAAGCAGUUCCCACCCAUUCACCAAGCACAGGUAUCACUCGUGAGAGGAUCGCCAUCGUCGUUGUCAUCUUGCUACUGCUCCUCCUCUGCAUUACUUUCUUCUUCCUGAGAAAGAUGAUGCAUCAAAGUUCCAGGACCUCAGAUUCCACAGAGGAGACCCACAUCUACAUGGCGAUGCAUGGUAACCGUGGAGACAGGGCCAAACAGGAAGAAGACAAGAAGCAGGAGGAACCCCUUUAUGUUCCCUGUCAUCCGACGGCUCCCCCGGAACUGGCUGAGAACAUCUAUGUGUGAGGACCAAUCAAAGCUCUGCAGCACCCCACCAACACUCAGCUCUGAUUGGCUGAGCUUUGUGAAACUCAGUGUUAUACUUUUGACCAAAGUAUAACGCUAUGACCAAAUGAACCCACAAUCUGAUGGUGGAUGGAGAUAGAACCUGCUGCGCUUCAGACGUCUUUAUCUUCUAAUCUGCCCCAUAAAGCCAAGGACACUUUGAGUUCUAGAAGUUCUGUUUACUUACUAGGAGUCAAACUGAACCAGGUCUAUUAUAGCUUUUUCCCUUUAAGGUUCUGACUUGAACUCUAAAUCUUUGAACAGAGCUCUCUGCCUGGUUCUGCUCCAGAGUCUGACUCAGUGGUCCAAUUUAGCUGUCAGACACUGUAGCAGAUCAAGUUAAAGGUUCUCUUUUUGAACUGGACCUUCACAGAUGGCUGAAGUUCCUUCAGUGUUGACUGAUUUCUAUCAGUCUGUAGUGAAGAUCAUCUGCUAGGAACAGGAUCAGAACAGACUGAUUCAGAGAUCAAUAAGCUUUUUCAAACCUGCUGUAGACACACCUCUACAGAAGAUCCUUCCUGCAUCCAGAAUCAGGAAGGUGCUGGAUGAAGAAAGUUCUAAAAGAAGGAAGUUCUAAAAGAGUUACUAGAAUGUUUUAUUUCCCUUUAGGAUCAAUAAAGUACUAUUUGUUUUUGUGCUUUUGUUUUGUUGCUGCUUCCAGGACCAGUUUCUACUAGCAGAUUUUUCCUCACCUGGACAUUACUGCAAUGUUUUAAUCAAUUCAAAAUGAAUGUGCUGCCAUCACAAAAACCAGUGAAGGGACAGAAAACCCCUAAUGAUUGGUAGAAACCUUCUCUCAGCAGAAAGUGGUUCUGGUUCGUCUUCAGACACUUCCUCAUCAAAAUGGCUCUGUCAGAGUAUUAGGACCCAGAUUUCUCCACAGGAAGGAUUGUUUGUCUGUUUAUAAAAUUCUUCAGCUCCUAAAAAACUUGUCCUGCUGAAUAACUCAACCCGGUCUGUGGUAGAACUGCUUUAAAGAGUAUGCAACUUGUUUUAUCACCCUGAACUGACAGACAGGAGCAGAAAUAAACCUGCUUAAACAAUAAAAUGUAUUCUUUAAAAUCAAAA
This is a messenger RNA of Cyprinodon tularosa, 1896 nucleotides long. RefSeq lists its product as uncharacterized. The record is from RefSeq and is a predicted model, not a curated record. The transcript is spliced from 7 exons. The coding region runs from base 91 to 789 and encodes 232 amino acids. Lineage: Eukaryota; Metazoa; Chordata; Actinopteri; Cyprinodontiformes; Cyprinodontidae.